Messenger RNA from Umbelopsis ramanniana AG, 1188 nucleotides. RefSeq lists its product as uncharacterized. Bases 374 to 1096 code for a protein of 240 amino acids. The record is from RefSeq and is a predicted model, not a curated record. The transcript has 3 exons. NCBI's taxonomy places the organism in Eukaryota, Fungi, Mucoromycota, Umbelopsidomycetes, Umbelopsidales, Umbelopsidaceae. Gene Ontology annotation, molecular function: acyltransferase activity, transferring groups other than amino-acyl groups.
ACAUGGCCUUUCCCAUAUAGGAAUUUCGAUACCCAGCAUGCUACACGGAAGCGAAAUACCAUCCACGUUCAGUACUUACACAGUCCUUUUAGGUGUAGCCAGAAGCUUGCAUGCUUGUUUGUCCGUAAUGUCGGGUAUCCUCUGAACCCCGAGCCAAGCCAAAAAAAAAAGUUAAAACUCUGUUGCCGUCGAGUGGAUUCUAUUUCUGGUCGGUCUCUAGCGGACUCGUCAGUGAAACAGUCGAUCCUUCACUGUGUUAGAGUCUGGACUUUUUUUUUUUUCAGUCAUUGUCUUGUUAUUUUUUUCUUGGCUGCAUCCAUAUAAAAACCCAUCAUCACCCCUUUCUUUUCUUCUAUCAUCACAAUUCUACACAAUGACUGUUCGUCCAACUCUCCCUCACAGCAACAUAUCUAGCUCUCGAAUCAGCCGAAAAAUCACCCUCAAUGCUGAUGCAAAGCACAUCAACGUGCGUCCUGUGAUCAAAGGUGCCAUUAAUGAAGCUGGACACACUCUCGCCGAUGCCUACGCCAAUAAUCCUCUUCUUUCAUGGAUUGUCCACCCUCUCAAGGAAGAAUCAAAGCAACAUGACAUUCGAUAUCUUUUGUUCAAGGCCGCAGUGAAUUCUGCCAGUCUCCAAAGCCGGGAUUUCGCCAUCCAAGUUGAUGGAUGUAAAGGAGUUUGCGUCUGGUCAACCAAUCAACAACAAUUAUCGUUUGCCAAGGUUUUAGGAUGGAAAAUCACCAAGAUGGCCAAUUUGUCUGUGGCUAUGAGCAAGAAGAGAAUCAUGAAGACUGAACCUCACAUCUAUAUCAACUACAUGGGUGUUCUGCCACAAGAACGAAAUAAGGGCCUUGGUACCGCUUUGAUACAGCAUGUUAUUUCCAAAGCCGAGGAAGCACAUUUGCCCAUCUACAUCAUUGUUUCGGACAAAACAGCUGUUCCUUUCUUCGAAAAAUUGGGUUUCCAAGUGAAGGAAGUUGCUCAUUUCAACGAUAUAACCAGUACCAUGUUGGUCCGCCCAGUGGCUACUGCAUCAGCAUCACCAUGCCAAUUGAAGUUGAAGCCUGGUAGACGAGACUCAGAUGAUUCUUUGUAAAGAUGAUCAUACACCACUAUAGCAUAUACUCCAUAAUAAGCGCACUUUAAUAGAUUGUAUAUAACCAUGCCCGCAAAACAUCAUUUGAACCC